AUGGUUGCUUCUUUCUUUUCUGUCAGAUUGUGUGCAGUAUUUGGUGGAACGUAUUGUCUAAUGACUGGAGUUCAUUCUGUAUUAUUAGAUCAACAAAAUAAAUGUCAAGCUAUUAUUACCAAUGCCGGACAAAGAAUAAAUUGCAAAUGGUUAAUUAUGGGAACUUCUUAUUCUCCUGAAAAGUAUAUUCAAAGUCCAAAUACCAAGAAAAUAUCUCGGUGUAUACUAUUAACAGAUAGAAGUUUAUUACAAACAGAUACACAGGAGGCUAGAAGAAUCUUUAAGAAGAUAUGUCCUGAUGAAAUAUUUUUACCUAAACCACCCCAUCCAGAUGAUAUUAUUUAUGUUGAUGAGUCAGAAGCUACUUCUGGUGGUGGAGAGACUUGGGAUGGACAGAAAGUAGAGGGAGAGGCCAAAGAUAAUAAGAAAUAAUCAGGAUUAAGAACAGAAGAAUGAAAGCAGUAUAAUGAGGAUAAGCAAUGAGAGCAAGGGGAGCAUCAUCAUCCUGAAGAAAUAGCAUAUUAUAUGAUGCUUAAAGGAUUUAUUACUUUUGAUAUAACUGGAUUGUUAUUUGAAAAUACAUUCAUUGAUUGGUUUUGCUGAUUUUUUUCCCUAACCUCCCUUCUAUCAAGGAGCUAAGUAACCUGCUGAAAAAGACAUAAAGUGAAUAUUAAUUUG
Molecule: messenger RNA, 678 nt
Organism: Lottia gigantea (owl limpet)
Lineage: Eukaryota; Metazoa; Mollusca; Gastropoda; Lottiidae
Exons: 5
Coding region: 1-432 (143 amino acids)
Biological process (GO): protein geranylgeranylation; small GTPase-mediated signal transduction; vesicle-mediated transport
Cellular component (GO): cytoplasm; Rab-protein geranylgeranyltransferase complex; nucleus
Molecular function (GO): GDP-dissociation inhibitor activity
Source: RefSeq, a predicted model, not a curated record